Penicillium manginii is the source of this 1602-nucleotide messenger RNA. RefSeq names its product putative MFS transporter. The record is from RefSeq and is a predicted model, not a curated record. The transcript has 9 exons. Gene Ontology annotation, biological process: transmembrane transport. Bases 1 to 1602 code for a protein of 533 amino acids. NCBI's taxonomy places the organism in Eukaryota, Fungi, Ascomycota, Eurotiomycetes, Eurotiales, Aspergillaceae. Gene Ontology annotation, molecular function: transmembrane transporter activity.
AUGGAAUCCCAUUUCGAUACUUCAGUCUAUGGGCGUGACGCCCUUGCUCCCCCAGGAACCUUUCUACUCAUUCGGGAGGACAUGUCUGAGUCUCGUGGCCAACGAACUAUUAUGCUUGAUCCCAUCCCGACGAAUGAUCCCAAUGAGCCCUUAAAUUGGAGCACUCUCCGCAAGGCUGUCAACUGGACCAUAGUUUUGGGAAUGACGAUUGUUACAUUCACCCUUCUUUCAAUCCAGCCAAUCUUUUGGCAACAGAUGAUAGUUGAUCUUCGGGUCGACUACGAUCAGUUAAAUCAGUCGAUGUCGGUCAAUUAUGUCGGUCUCGCCAUGGGAUGUGUGGUCUUCAUUCCCGUGGCAAAGAAAUUCGGCCGACGUCCCGUUUACAUUGUCUCGGCGUCGGUCCUACUUGCUACUUCAUUUUGGAUGUCUAGAUUGGAGACUUUAACAGAGCUCUAUGUCUGUAAUCUGUUGCAAGGGCUUGGAGGAGCAGUCAAUGAAACCAUCGCAAUGAUUACGAUUGCAGAUUUGUUCUUCGUGCACCACCGUGGCAGUAUGAACGGUCUCUAUAUGAUUAUGAUGAUGAUCGGCAGCUUUCUCACGCCGAUGGCAGCGGGAACUCAAGCAACUAGACAAGGAUGGCGCUGGUCAUAUACAACCCUGGGUAUCUUCAACGCCCUAUUCGUGAUACUUUUCAUCUUUCUAUACGAGGAGACAAAAUAUACGCCCAUCAUUACAGGGACUCCCAGACCCGGAACUGCCGAGGAUGAUAUUGCCGAGGAUGAUUCUGCUGAGAACACCGGUGACCCAGACGCGAAAAAAGUACCAUCCGUGACCAAGGCUUCGGUGUCCGAUGAACCAAGCGCCCAGAACCACCAGUUAGACACAAGCAUUCCCAUCAGUUCUUGGCAAAAACGUCUGGCUCUUGUUACUGCAACUUCGGAAUCGAUCUGGCCCUAUUAUUAUCGUCCUUUCAAAGCCCUUUUUACCUUUCCCGCCGUGAUGUUCGCGGGUCUUCAGUACGCCGCGGGUGUCAUCUGGCUUACAAUAUUGUCAAGCGUUGUAUCCUUGGUCUUCCCACUUCCGCCAUAUCUUUUUACCCCCGAGCAAAUUGGUUUUAUGAGCUUGGGACCAUUUAUCGGAAACCUACUCGGAAAUAAUGGAUUUUACGAGCCGGAGAUGCGCCUUUAUAUUCUUCACCUUCCGGCCCUGACCAUGGCUGGAGGUUUAAUUAUGUUUGGUGCUACAGUUGAACGGGGAAUGCAUUGGAUCUAUCCCAGUGUUGGUGGAGCUCUUUUCGGGUUUGGACUGGGCAGUAUUGGUGAUGCUUCCUUGACUUUGGUGAUCGAUAGUUACCGUGAUAUUACUGGAGAUGCAUUUACAGCAAUCGCAUUUCUUCGUAAUGCCUGCAGUAUUGGUAUUCCCUUUGCUAUCACGCCCUGGAUUGCACGAAAUGGACUGCAAAACAUGUUCAUUGCCUGUGGGUUUAUUAGUUUCGGAGUUACACUUCUCGCAGUACCGAUGAUCUUCUGGGGAAAGACGGCUCGUCAAGCACUAGCAGUGCGGUAUUAUCGACUAGUUGAGCAACAAGGUAGCGUCGGCUAG